GCGGUAGGCGCGAAGCGUUCUUUCUUCGGCGGGCGAAGGCCUGCGCGCGCAUGCGUCGCGAGUGACGGGCGGGGGGGACGCCUCGGCGCGUGCGCGCCGGGAUCUGAGGCGCGCGGGCAGGAGCACCGCGGCUGCGCCGCGCGGGGGCCGCCGGGGCGGCGCUCGAGCGCGCGUCCGCACGGCGCACGCGUAGGAGGAGCCCGCGAGGGGCGGAGCGGAACGCUGACUGAGGCGGCCGCCGCCGCCGCCGCCAGGAACCGAACUCGGCGCCGCCGCGGCGGCUGCUGGGCCCGCACCCCGCUCGCCCGGCCAGGCAUGAUCGAGAUGGCCACCGACAAGGAGACGUUCCUCGUCCCGGCGCCGCCGCCGCCGCUGCUCAAGGCCCGGGGCGAGGAAGGGGCGCCUCAGGAGCCGCCGCCGCCGGCCGAAGACCCCCAGCGCCGGGAGGAGCCGGCCUCCGAGCAGUUCCAGCGGCCCCGCAACGGCUUCCAGGCGCCCCCGCGGGCCCCGGGCUGCGGCAAGCGGCGCAACAGCUGCCACGUCGGGGGCGCCGGCGGGGGCUUCAAGCCGCCGGCCUUCAAGCGGCGCCGCCGGGUGAACUCGGAGUGCGACCCGGUGCUGCCCUCGGAGUUCCUGCUGGGCGGCAACAUCUUCGACCCGCUGAACCUCAACAGCCUCCUGGACGAGGAGGUGAACCAGGCGCUCAACGCCGAGACGCCCAAGUCGUCGCCGCUGCCGGCCAAGGGCCGCGACCCGGUGGAGAUCCUCAUCCCCAAGGACAUCACCGACCCGCUCAGCCUCAACAACGCCCAGGAGGACCCGCCCGUGCUGGCCUCGCCGCUCAAGGCCGGGCGCAAGCGGCACCGCCACCGGGGGAGCCAGCGGGCCGUGGCGGCCUCGGAGGGGGCCGGCAAGCCCCCCGCUGCCGCCGCCGCCCCUUCCUGCAAGUCGUGCCAGAAGGCCUGCAACGGGGCCACCCCGCAGCCCUACGAACUCAACACGGCCAUCAACUGCAGGGACGAGGUGGUCUCUCCGCUGCUGAUGGAGGGCGGGGAGCAGCUGCCCGCCGCCCAGCAGGCCUCCAGGAGCGUCGCCCCCUCUUGCCCUCCCGCCGCCUCUUCAGCGAGUGCCGGGAGUCGUCACCACCACCAUCACCACCGCAAAAGGCGCAGGACUUGUAGCAAAUCCGAAGGGUCCGGGGGCAGCCGGCAACAGAGCGAGCAGUCCAGCCGGGGCAGCCCCGAGCGGGGGCCCAGCGUGCCUCCCCGCGGCUGCCACCCCCAGGCUUCGUCCGUGCAGCCUCGCCGGGCCGAGCGCAACAAGUUCCAGUACGGCAACUACUGCAAGUACUACGGCUACCGCAACCCCGACUGCGAGGACGUUCGGCUGCGGGCCAUGAAGCCGGAGUGGUUCCGAGGCCGAGAGGUGCUGGACAUCGGAUGCAACGUGGGCCACCUGACCUUGAGCGUGGCCAAGAAGUGGGGACCGGCCCGAAUGGUGGGGCUGGACAUCGACGGGGCCCUGAUCCAUUCGGCUCGCCAGAAUAUCCGCCACUACCUUUCCGAGGAGAUGCAGGAAGAGCAGCAGCGGCAGCGGCCCCAGGACAGUCGCAGCGAGGGGGAGGGGGGCACCCCAGCCAAGAAAAGCUUCCCUGCUUCUCUCAUGGCCAGCCGGGGUCCGAUUGCUGCACCCAAGGUGCCCCAGGACGGGGUCGAUGCAGCGGUCUUCCCUAACAAUGUGGUCUUUGUUAAGGGCAACUACGUCCUGGACCAGGAUGAGCUGCUGGAAGCUCAGAAGCCGGAGUACGACGUGAUCCUCUGCCUGAGCGUCACUAAGUGGGUGCAGCUCAACUGGGGCGACGAGGGGCUGAAGCGCCUCUUCAAGCGCAUCUACCGCCACCUUCGGCCCGGCGGGGUCCUGGUCCUGGAGCCCCAGGCCUGGUCUUCCUACAAGAAGAGGAAGAACCUGACGGAAACGAUAUCCAGGCACUACCACCGGAUCAAGCUGAAGCCUGACCAGUUCCCCUCCUAUCUGACCUCCUCCGAAGUGGGCUUCUCCAGCUACGAGCUGGUGGCCAUGCCCAGGAACACGUCGAAAGGAUUCCAGCGCCCCAUCUAUCUCUUCCACAAGGGCCACCCCGGAGCCCACUGAGAAGCCUUGCGGGACCAGGAGGGCAUCCCCGGCCGCCCCCCUCCUCUUUUCUCCAUGUGCCACGGCUGCUUCUCCAGGGGUGGUGGGGGUCGGACUAGCCCCCCCCCCCCGGCUGAAUGUUGGCGUCUUCACAAGGUAGAGGGCCAGCGAGGUACAAACCGGGCGAUGGAUUUUGGAGCUGCUGCCUGGCCUUACCAAAAGAGCCCUUUUUGGGGGGGGGGGCAAGAGCAGCUCUUCGGGGACCCUCCGGCAGUGCAGCCUGAUGGGGGGGGGUGCAGGAACCGUGGGGAAAAGGGGGGGGGUUGAGGCACCAGCAAAGCAGCCCUGCUCAGAAGGGGGGGGGCUUGGCUGCAAGCAGAGCUUUCCCCCCCCCCCGGGAAAAAAGGAUCUACCCAGGCUGAUUGUGCCCCUCCCCAAGUGGGGGGGGGAUAACAACUCAUUCUGCUCGAUCAAAGCCUGGGAGGGCCAAAGGGUGCCCCCCCCAGGGAGAAUGACAACAUGGCAGCUGCCGACGCCUCGUCUGGUUCCUAACUCAGCUGUAUGACCAUCUCUCCUCUGGAAGGGGGGGGGUGCUUCAUUGGUCCUGCAGCGCUGGAGGGGCUGGGGGGGCAAGAGGCCUCCCCUCUGGAGAACGAGGCUGUCUCCAGGGGGCUCAGCUGAUCUCUGUGAGGUCCCACAAGGUCCUCUGCCCAGAGCACCCCCCCUUUUUCCUUUUUUUUUUUUUUUUUGCAAUGGGGAGUAAGGGUGUAACAUCCACCAGGCCAGCUGCAACCCCCCCCAUGAAAAUGCCCCCCCUCAGCUGCCUGCUGUGUUCGGAGGGUCAAAAAGAGCCGCCCCCCAAAAAACAACCCUGUAGAAGUAAAGUGAUCUUGUUUGAACGGAGUUUUAUCUUUUAAAAAAAGUUGAUUAUAUAUAUAAAUAAAACCUACAGAUUAUUA
Messenger RNA from Crotalus tigris (Tiger rattlesnake), 3089 nucleotides. It is a transcript of the gene MEPCE, whose product is annotated as methylphosphate capping enzyme. Gene Ontology annotation, molecular function: RNA methyltransferase activity; snRNA binding; O-methyltransferase activity. The transcript is spliced from 4 exons. The coding region runs from base 316 to 2151 and encodes 611 amino acids. The record is from RefSeq and is a predicted model, not a curated record. NCBI's taxonomy places the organism in Eukaryota, Metazoa, Chordata, Lepidosauria, Squamata, Viperidae. Gene Ontology annotation, biological process: snRNA modification.